This is a messenger RNA of Neohortaea acidophila, 1367 nucleotides long. Its product is annotated as beta-lactamase-like protein. Gene Ontology annotation, molecular function: hydroxyacylglutathione hydrolase activity. The transcript has 9 exons. The coding region runs from base 186 to 1082 and encodes 298 amino acids. The record is from RefSeq and is a predicted model, not a curated record. Lineage: Eukaryota; Fungi; Ascomycota; Dothideomycetes; Mycosphaerellales; Teratosphaeriaceae.
UUGGACUCGUUGAUCGUUGGGCAUGAUGCGUGUCUCGAGGCAUUCUCACCACUUCCACAUCACUAGCGAGCCUGAGGCAUGAAACUCAUGACACCCUUUUUCCCAACUCUGUGACGUAGCUCCUUCAUCGACACAACUGAACACCUUCAUCCUCUCCGUCACAAAGCCCGACGAACUCCAUCUUCAUGAGCCUUUUCUCCACACUGAAAACAAUUCGGACACGGCCUUUCACCUCCUUCAUCGUUGCACCCGUCCGCUCGCACAAGAUGCAUAUCCAAUCAAUCCCCAUGUGGGAGGGCUCUGGCAACAACUAUGCCUAUCUCGUCACCGAUGACAAGACGAAAGACGCGGUCAUCAUCGACCCCGCCAACCCACCAGAGGUGUUGCCGUCGCUGAAGAAGGCGACCGAGCAGGGCAUCAAGAUCACGAACAUCAUCAACACUCACCACCAUCACGAUCACGCUGGAGGCAAUGCUGAAAUUCUCAAAUCCUAUUCGGUUCCGAUCAUCGGCGGGAAGAACUGCGACAAAGUCUCGCACACCCCCAAGCACGGCGAAACAUUUACCAUUGGUGAGGGCAUCAAAGUCAAGGCGCUCCACACCCCGUGCCACACGCAAGACAGCAUCUGCUAUCUCUUCGAAGAUGGCAACGACCGAGUCGUCUUUACGGGCGACACCCUGUUCAUUGGCGGCUGCGGUCGCUUCUUUGAAGGCACGUCGGAGGAGAUGGACACGGCCUUGAACAAGACGCUUGGAAGUCUGCCGGAUGACACCAAGGUCUAUGUCAGUAGCAUCAUGCUCGGCCAACAAGACGUAUCGCAAUCUGACCACACGCAGCCGGGCCAUGAGUACACCAAGGGAAAUGUUAAGUUUGCCGUCACAGUCUCGCAAAGCGAAGCCAUCAAGAAGCUUGAAUCGCUCGUGAACUCCAACAAACAAACCCAAGGCAAAUCGACCAUUGGCGAUGAGAAGAAACACAACGUUUUCAUGUUGCUUGAUGAUCCCACCGUGCAGAAGUACACCGGCAAGACGAACCGCGUGGAUGUGAUGACCGCUUUGCGAGAAGCGAAGAACUCCAUGUAGACAUUGUCACCUCCAAACCGCCAGAGGUAGAUCAAGCAGCAUGCGCAUGUGCAUUCAUCGUCAAAAAUGACCUGAAAUCGUGACUAUCAAUAUCUACACGGCCAUCGUAAUUGCCCGCCUGCCAUCUAUGUCGCCAUGCCGACAUUGCAUCCUGUCAAGGGAAUCCUCGUCGUCUCGCUCUCGUUGUCAUGCUGAUGAUUCGAUGGCUCAUUGAUUGUGCAUCGUGGCGAUGCGCGCGGUGACUGCUUUCGGCGCGACUGAGUGGCAGUGACAUGCCUUCACAUG